AUGCUGCGCCUGCUGCUGCCCCUGCUGUGGGCAGGGUCCCUGGCCAAGGAUGAGGACCACUGGGUGAGAGUGCAGAAGUCCGUGACGGUGCAGGAGGGCCUGUGUGUCUCCGUGCCCUGCACCAUCAUCUAUCACCAUUACAACUGGACAGACUCUACCCCAGCUCACGGCUACUGGUUCCGGGAAGUAGCAAAUGAACUCUCGGAUCCACCAGUGGCCACAAACAACCCAGAUUGAAAAGUGCAAGAUAAAACCCAGGGCCGAUUCCACCUCCUUAGGGACCGCGGGAACAACAGCUACUCCUUGGACAUCAGAGAUGCACAGAGAAGGGACACAGGGACAUACUUCUUUAGGGUGGAGAGAAGGGAUUAUAAAGUAUAUAGUUACCAACAGAACCGGUUUUCUGUACAUGGGACAGCUCAUUUACAGACACCGGACAUCCACUUUCAAGGGUUCCUAGAAUCUGGGAACCCCAAGAUCAUUACCUGUGCGGUACCAUGAGCCUGUGAGAGGGAAACGCCCACAGAAUUCUACUGGACUGGAGUCAACAUCACCUCGCUGGGUUCCAGGACUUUCGACUCCUCAGUGGUCACCCUCACACCAGGGCCACAGGACCACGGCGCCAACCUCACCUGUAGAGUGACCUUCCCUGGAGCUGGCGUGAGCACGGUGAAGACCAUCCAGCUCAAUGUGUAUGCACCACAGAACCUGACCAUUCGUGUCUUCAGGGGAAACAGCACAGUCCCAGAGGUCCUGGGUAAUGCCACCUCCCUGCAAGUCCAGGAGGGCCAGGCCCUGCGCCUGGUCUGUGAAACGGAUGGCAACCCCCCAGCCAAGCUGAGCUGGUCCCGUGGGAGCCUGACCCUGAGCCCCUCCAAGCCCUCGGAUCCAGGGAUCUUAGAGCUGCCCCAGGUGGUCUUGUCAGACGGAGGGGAAUUCAUCUGCCGAGCUCAGCACCCACGGAUCUCUUACAGCACAUCCCUGAACCUAGUUGUGCAGGGACCGAGGGCACAGUGGGUGCUGGUGGUUAUCGGGCAGGCAGCUGUCAUAACCCUGCUCCUCCUCCUGGUCAUCAUCAUCCUCACAGUGAAGUCCUGCAAGGGGAAGGCAGCCAGGGCCACAGAAAACAUGGAGUAUGCAAACAUCGUCCCAGGUCGGGCCCUCAGACACCAGAGAUGCCUCAGUGAACACAACUUCAAAAGUAUCGACCAUCCAAAAGAUGUGAAAAGACGCUUCUGCAAAGAAAGUAUACAGAUGACCAACAGGUACAUUAAUGAAAUUGUCCCCAAUGUUCGUCAUUAG
Molossus molossus (Pallas's mastiff bat) is the source of this 1302-nucleotide messenger RNA. Its product is annotated as sialic acid-binding Ig-like lectin 13. The transcript has 8 exons. The record is from RefSeq and is a predicted model, not a curated record. Gene Ontology annotation, molecular function: sialic acid binding. NCBI's taxonomy places the organism in Eukaryota, Metazoa, Chordata, Mammalia, Chiroptera, Molossidae. Gene Ontology annotation, biological process: cell adhesion. Gene Ontology annotation, cellular component: plasma membrane.